Molecule: messenger RNA, 393 nt
Organism: Microthlaspi erraticum
Lineage: Eukaryota; Viridiplantae; Streptophyta; Magnoliopsida; Brassicales; Brassicaceae
Source: the annotation of a GenBank genome assembly
AUGGGCUUCUUUUUUCCAGAGGUUGCUUCUUGCUCUGUCUCUUUGUUAUCUUGUGUUUCAUCUUCAGUGCCCGGGACUUUUAGCUAUGUUCUCUUCUUACCUUCUCCUAACAUUGAUUCAGUGUCCGAGACUGAAACACAAGAGAACGAAGAGACAGAGAGCAAGAAGCGACCUCUGGAAGAAAGAAGCUCAUCAAGAAACGUGGACACGAAAUGUAUCGUCAAAAAAGAAGAGAAGACAAACAUGUAUUUCAAGAGGGUGUGGACUGAGGAGGACGAAAUCAUAUUGCUUCAAAAGAUAAACAACUUUGGGUCGCAUCUGUUGAAGUCAAAAAUUAGAUUUUAUGUUUUGGUGGAGUCCAAGAUCAGCUUCAAGUUUGGCUUCAAGAGAUAA